CUUCCAAUGAUCCAAUCCCAUGAAAUCCAAUCAGUUCGGCAAAACGGAGGAGUUGCAAAGAGCAUAGUAGAAUUUGGCAGUGAUGGUCUCAACUACUACUACCAAUCAUCUGCUCAAAGGCAGUGGCUCAUUCUUGUUGUCUUCUCACCACCACCACAUCCUCCGCCGCUGCCCUUUUCUCCUUCCCACCACCGCCAGAAUUAUCAAUAAUCGUAUACGUAGUACAAUCGUUACACCAGUUGCCGCUCCCCCACUUCCCAUUUCCCUGCAUAGGGAUUUUUAUGACCAAACAAAAACAAGUUUACCAAAAGGAAUGAUGUGCUACUGCACAGCUCCGAAUGCGUUGGAUACAAUUGUAGCGUCGGAUGAAGGAAAUGCUAAGAACGAAGAGGAUAAUGGAGAAUUAACGGUGGAGAAGAUAAGAGAGGCGGCUAACACGCUGGACAUCCGGGUGGGAAGAAUCCUAAAGGCGUGGAGGCACGAGGAGGCCGAUUCCCUCUACGUCGAGGAAGUGGACGUUGGCGAGCCCGAGCCCAGAAUCAUUUGUAGCGGCCUUGUUAAAUAUGUCCCUCUUCACCUUCUACAGGACCGGAAUAUUGUUGUUCUGGCUAAUCUGAAGCCUAGAAAUAUGCGAGGUGUGAAGUCAAACGGAAUGCUGAUGGCUGCUUCCGAUGCAUCACAUGAGAGUGUGGAGCUUCUUGUGCCACCCGAGGGUGCAAUCCCUGGUGAAAGAGUUUGGUUUGGUUCUCCAGAAGAAAAAGAGAACCUACCUGAUGCUGCAUCACCAAACCAGGUUCAGAAGAAAAAGAUAUGGGAACAAGUCCAACCUCACCUCGAGACAGACGACUCUUGUGUUGCUGUGCUUGGAACGCAUUACAUGCGAACAUCAGCAGGUUUAAUAGUUUCCCAAUCUCUCAAGAAUGCAAGGAUAUCAUAAUCAAAUGUAAUGUACUCGAAGUUUAUUUCAAGAAGUUCUGAAUAGUGAAAGAGCUGGUUACCAUGUGGAGUUGCUGCCUUAUCUUGAUUAUUUGAGUAUUCUUGUUUGUGUUGAUGUUUUGUAGAGAAUUUGGUUCUCAACUAAAUGGUAUUGAAAGCAUACGUUUUGCAGCAUGAUAUGAAGUGUUUUAUGUUCAAUACC
Messenger RNA from Olea europaea var. sylvestris, 1138 nucleotides. Its product is annotated as aminoacyl tRNA synthase complex-interacting multifunctional protein 1. Gene Ontology annotation, molecular function: tRNA binding. The record is from RefSeq and is a predicted model, not a curated record. Lineage: Eukaryota; Viridiplantae; Streptophyta; Magnoliopsida; Lamiales; Oleaceae. The transcript has 3 exons. Bases 83 to 937 code for a protein of 284 amino acids.